AUGGGGCCCAGACGCCUCCUGGUGACAGCUGUGCUGCUACUGGCCCAGGCGGCGCCGCGGGAAGCUUCUGAGUACUGUGGCCGCCUAGAGUACUGGAACCCAGACAACAAGUGCUGCAGCAAGUGCCUGCAGCGCUUCGGGCCACCCCCCUGCUCAGACUACGAGUUCGUGGAAAACUGCGGGUUCAAUGACUACGGCGAUCUCCUAACAUACCCGUUCAAAGAGUGUUCACCUGGGAAGUGCAACCCCGACGGCGCGGAACUGUGUAGCCCCUGCGGUGGCGGAACCACGGCUCCUACCACUGCCUUGAGCCGGGUCAGAAGCCCGUGGCGCUGCAGAGAGAAGCCAGUCCCUACAAAGGGGCGCUGCACACUGACAUCUGGAAAAACAAAUGCCCCCAGUUUCUGGGAGACCAGCUCACCAGCAAGUUCCAGUUCCUUCUGGACACCCGAGGCCAACGUCUCUCAGCAGGCCAUGACGAGUUUUGUCCUGGCCUUGGUGUUGGUCCCGCUCCUGAUCUCAGCAGUGAUAGUGAUCCUCCUGCUGGCUGUGCGGAGGCACCUCUCCCGGUCCAAGAGAAGGGUCUCCUUUCCUCCUCCUGGCUUGGUUUGUGAAAGCCACAGCACCCACACCCUUGCCUCGCACUCUCCCCCAGGCACCGUGGAGGCGUGGGAGACAGAGAAGGUGUGGAAGGGUGUCUCUCUGCUUCCACUCCUGAGCAAGGAACUGCCUAGUCUGGCGUCACAGCCUCUAUCUCGCCUCCUGGAUGAACUAGAAGUGCUGGAGGAACUGAUUGUACUGCUGGACCCUGAGCCUGGCCCAGGUGGAGGCACGUCCUGUGGCACUACUCGACACCUGGCUGCAAGAUACGGGAUGCCUGCUACCUGGUCCACAUUUACUUACUCUCUACGGCCAAGUCGUUCACCACUGCGGGCUCUGAUUGAGCUGGUGGUGGCAAGGGAGCCUUCUGCCUCUCUGGGCCAGCUUGGGGCACACCUAGCCCAGCUAGGGCGGGAAGAUGCACUGCAGGUGUUAUCCAAGCUUGGCUGAGCUGUGGUUUGCUAAGCCUAGUACUCAAAUAUUAUUUCUUUCAAAA
Molecule: messenger RNA, 1096 nt
Organism: Otolemur garnettii (small-eared galago)
Lineage: Eukaryota; Metazoa; Chordata; Mammalia; Primates; Galagidae
Gene: IGFLR1
Product: IGF like family receptor 1
Exons: 4
Coding region: 1-1050 (349 amino acids)
Source: RefSeq, a predicted model, not a curated record